Drosophila sulfurigaster albostrigata is the source of this 774-nucleotide messenger RNA. RefSeq lists its product as uncharacterized. Bases 145 to 549 code for a protein of 134 amino acids. Gene Ontology annotation, molecular function: odorant binding. Lineage: Eukaryota; Metazoa; Arthropoda; Insecta; Diptera; Drosophilidae. The record is from RefSeq and is a predicted model, not a curated record. The transcript has a single exon.
CGGCUUCGACUUCCAUGAAUUGUGGGUUAAUGUCAAUGCCAAGCUCGUUAAUCGAAACUGGUUUGUCAGCUGCCAGAUUCUAUAUAUAAGAGAUGCGUGUGUCGCAGUCGUGUUGACAGUCAGAACAGUUGUUGCCCGAGCAUAAUGUAUCUACCUCUAAUUUGCUGCUGCUGCUACCUUCUGGCCUUGAUGCCAGCGGAGGCAGCGCUGAAGUCUGCCUGGCAGCUGCCCACAACGGAGGAGAUGCAGGCGAGUCUGCAGAGCUGUCGCUUCGAAGCUGCUGGCAUGGAUGCCGAAACGCUGCGCUGCCUGGUGACGCAGCUGGGGCUCUGGACGGACGAGGAGGGCUACAAUGCGAAGCGCAUUGCCAAGAUAUUUGCAGCACAAAACCAAAUGCAGGAGCUGAUGUUGGUUAUCGAGUAUUGCAACAAUAAGGAGCGACGCGUGGAGGAGCCAGCUCAGUGGGCCUUUGAGGCCUACAAGUGUGCCACCUCGGGUCGAUUUGGCAGAUGGGUUCAGGAUUAUAUGGAACAGAUGAUUACAGAAUAAAGUAUAAAACGUAAAUUAAAUUUAUUGAACAAGUAAAUGAAUUGAACUUGUGCGCCAUGAUCAGGGUUCUGGCUGUGGGGUUCACUUUAGGCCUGAACGCUGUGCUUCACCAGCUGCAGAUUGGAGCGCAUGAAGCACAUGCCUCCACGAUAUGCCCAAGUGCAGGCAUCGCUGCCCUGAGAGUUGUUGUCCGCACAGGCGGCAAUCUUCUGAUGGGUUUCAUCC